AUGGCUUCUUCAACCACAACUACUGGAUCUACCCUACCAGAUUCCUUUUUCCACUGGCAGGAGACACGACCCGGCGUCUGGGAACGCCAUCUGGACGAAUGUGAAAAGUUCUAUGUAUUGACCGCAAGGGCCGGGUCUGGCACAUCAUCAUCACCAUCAUCUACUUGCUUUCCCAUCACUGGCUGUGCUGUCUUCACCACCACCACAGAUGCACAAGAUCAAGAUCGCGUCUUGACUGCUCUGCGGAAGGCUUGGACCAGUCUUCGCAUGCAACACCCUACACUGGGCUCCCGUAUCGUGCACGACGACCACAGCAACGAAUGGAAGAGGGUAUAUCAUUCAGCCUGGCAUGAGGGCAGUGACCUCGAGAAGUGGUUACACUCAACGUUCAAGGUCAUCGACACCGUCAUCGAUCCUCUUGGAUGGCUCAACAACGAGACCCCUCCUUUCGAAGUUCCCACUAUAUUUGUCGUCAGAUCUGUCCAGCAACAAUCCGUCGUUUUCCUUUGUUGCCCCCAUGAUCUUACAGACGGAGUGGGCAUCCUUCAGCUGAUCAACCAGCUCUUUCAAUACGCUGGUGUGAUUUAUGGGCAGCAGGGCGGAGUGCAUGGGCUCCCGGACUAUGUGUCUGGUGCGUCUGAGCCAUGGAGGCUAUCUCCAUGCCUGAGGAUUGCCGCUGCGAUCCCUGACUCACUGCCAGAGACCAUGUUGAAGCGCUUCGAUGAGAUCCAAAGGGACAAUAGGAAGAUCUACUCCCAUCCAGGCAUCCUCGGGCUUCCAGGGUGCUCUGCCGCUGGUGACGCAAUCCAGGAGAGGAAUGUGCAGCGCGUCUCGGCGCCUCUGUCCAAGGCCGUCACAGAACAACUGCUGCGCAACUGCAAGAAGGUUGCGCCAGGCCUGAGUGUGACACAUGUGGUCAUGGCGGCUGUGGCCAAGGCCCUCGCAGACCUGCAACCAUACAGAGAAGAGCCAUAUACCGUCCGCUUCGUCAACCAGAGCAUGAUCAACCUUCGUCCAUAUUGCAGCCGUCCCUAUAACAGCCCUGACCACUCGGCCGCUGCCUACCACACUGUCUCCGCCCAGGCGCUGUACAUAGACCUGGUGGUCCCCAGCAAGUCAGCAGAGGUUAGCAGCAUGGAGAACAAGAGGGACGACGAACUGCAUCGGAUAGCGAUCCAGGUUCGGGACUUCUACACAGCCGUUCGGCCUCGUCCGGACGCUUCAAAAAACACAGACGUUCACGAACAGGUUGCCAUGGCCCCCAUGGUCUUCAAGACUUUCACACCAAAGGAGGAGGCCAGCAGCAGCAGCAGCAGCAGCAGCAGCCAGCCUUCGGGCGCCCGUGUGAGACCCGCCUUCUGUCCUGUCACACUAUCCUCCAUAGGCAACGUGGACUCGAUGGUUUCGGGCACACAUGGCCCCUUCGAGCUCACGAAUGUCUGGGCUGCCAGCAUCCCGCCCCCAGCUGGCCUGGCAAUUUUUCUCUCGACCUGGAGCGGAAAGGCGGAGCUCGCUGGUGUAUUCGACACGCAGUUUCACGAACCGGCCUACAUCGAGAACUUUCUUGGGCGCGUAUGGAGUUGUGCUCUGACCGGACUGGAGGUUUGGCAGCAGUGA
This is a messenger RNA of Cryphonectria parasitica EP155, 1617 nucleotides long. RefSeq lists its product as uncharacterized. The record is from RefSeq and is a predicted model, not a curated record. The transcript has a single exon. The coding region runs from base 1 to 1617 and encodes 538 amino acids. NCBI's taxonomy places the organism in Eukaryota, Fungi, Ascomycota, Sordariomycetes, Diaporthales, Cryphonectriaceae.